Messenger RNA from Besnoitia besnoiti, 5745 nucleotides. RefSeq lists its product as uncharacterized. Lineage: Eukaryota; Apicomplexa; Conoidasida; Eucoccidiorida; Sarcocystidae. The transcript is spliced from 6 exons. The record is from RefSeq and is a predicted model, not a curated record. Bases 1 to 5745 code for a protein of 1914 amino acids.
AUGCAGACGCGCUGCUGCCUCGCGUGGCGCGCGCCCGUCGGCGGCGGAGCGCGUUCUCUUGAUGACUGUGUCCUCUUCUCCCUGCGGCUGGGUUCCUAUAUUCCAUCUGGCCUCGCUUCGCAGUCGUCUCGUGCUGCGUCCUUCCCCCCUUUUUCUUCCUCGUGUUCUUUCUCUGAGCCUGCAACUGCCGCUGGAGCCGCCGCUGCUUCUGUGCUGUCGCCUGCCUCCUCUCCGUCGUCUGCGUCGACUGGCGGCGCUCAGUUCUCUCUCUCUCCUUCGAGGGAUGACGGCCGCCCUCCACGCCGCAGCGUUUGGUCUUCUCUGCUCGUCUCGCGCCCCAGCCUUCUUCCAUUCUCUCGCCGCCCUCCGCGCGACUCGCUGCCGCGCGCCUCGGCGUUUUCUUCCGUCGCUCGCCAGCGACUCCUCGCGCAGAGUCUCACUGAGGCGCCGCGGCCGGCGCGUCAGCGCCAGAGGGCGGCGAGCGGCACAAGAGGCGAUGUGGAACGCGGAAAGCAAACUACCGCUCAGCCUGCAGCGCACGCGGAAGCGCCGAGGAACCCGCGCCCGCAGAUCGGCGACGCGCUGAGCGACUCUGAGACGCAGAGAGGCGAGCUCGGCUGCUCAGGGAGGGGGGAGAUGACCGCGGAGAUGUGGCGCAGCCGCGCAGAGGGCGAGGCGGAGGAGUUCGUUGAGGACGCGAGGGAGGACAGUGGAGAGAGUCGAGGAGGGAGAGGGGAUCGCGCAGCCGAGGCUGAAGAUCAGAGAGGAGUUCUCAACUCCCACCACAGCCCCAGGCGCUCCGGAGGCGGGCAGAGAGAGGAGACGCCGAAGCGCCUGCAGUUCGACCUAGAGCGGCCCUUUACGCAGCGUGAGAAAUUGCGCGUACGCGCACAAAUGCGAGAAGCCUUAGAUACCGCAGACGCCCCCGAGAGCGGACGGGGUCCGGUAGUAUCUCUCUCCUCGCACUCCGCUUGUCUCACACCCUCGCACGCUGAGUUGGAGGCACGGCAACGAAGCGGGCAGCACCUCCGAGAUGCGCGUGAAGCUGAGAGCGCCCUCCGCGACAGCCUAGACGCGUAUCUGGCGCGUGUGUCGAGAAAAGAGGGCGAAGGCCACGCAGGUUCCCUCUCUGGAGGCCUCUCUUCUUCCGCCGUGCCCGCCUGCCGCGAGAGACGCGCUGUGCCUCUUCGCGGGUCGCGUAUUCGCGCGCCUCCUCAGCCGCUGCCGCUGCCCGAUUUGCUUCGUUUGCUCUCGUUUCUCUCCUCUCAGCGGUCGCAUCUUUCGCGCUGCUCGCCGGCCGGGCUGCUCGCCGACAUCGAGCCGCACCCGCUGCUGCAUCUCUUGGCGCGGUCGCUGCACCGUGAGAAAGGUCGGCUGCCGCCCGAUGCCCUCGCUGCGUCGCUGGAGUUUCUCCUCGCUCUCUCUGAGCAAACCGCGGAGGUCCCUGGCGCCUCCGCCGCGAGCACGCGCACGUGGCCUCUGCUCAAGUCGCUCACAGACCUCUUCCUCGCGCCCGGCUUUUUCGCGUCUCGACUCCUCGCGUCGCUGGAGGAGACACUUUCGCUGCUCCUUCGCGUCGCUGUACAUCCUGCGGGGCUUCUCAGCGGCGACGUGGAGCGCGCGGCGCGGCACCGGAGUCUCUGGGAGCAGAUCUGCGAAUUUCUGUUCUCCCAGCGAGGCUCGCGGCUCUCCGAAGCGGAGGUGCUCGCCUUGCUGCGCACCCUGAGUCUGCUUGCAGAGGGUAGCGCCGUGGCGAGCCUCAGCGCACGCGGCGCUGGCGGCGAAGCGGCUGUGGGUCUGCUGGGAUCGCUCGCUCUCGAGGGCGAGGCUCUCGUGGCUGCGUGCUUCGCGGGAAAUGACCUCGAUACCGCGCUGCUGUCGCGGGCGCUGGAGCGUCACCUCGUUCCCGACUGGCUAUACGCCGCGAGUCCGCACACGCUGGUCGUGCUUCUGCUGCUUCUCACGCGUCUGGGCUGCCUGAGUCCCCGCGUGUUUUCAGAAAUCGCAGAAGUUCUGCUCCUCGGCGCGCCCUUUCUCGGCGACGCCUGCCUGUUGCCCCUCCUCCACACGCUGCUCGUCUGCCGCCAGCACUUUGACCUGCGCCUUGCGCAAGAGAUGCGCGGGCACUCAGAGGUCGCCGCGAGGCGAUUCCGCGACAACGCGCCCGACGCCGAGGGCCUUGCAGAAGAUGCGCUGGGAGCUGAAGAGGAGGACGCAAGUCACCCCCUGUACGAGGCGCGUGUGAAACGACUGCUGCAAGCGCUUCGCUACCGCGUCCAGUGCCGCUUCGGCCAGGUGCCCUUCUCGACUUCCGUCGACGAGCUGGGGGCGCUUCUCUCGGUAUAUAAGCCGAACGAGCACCUGAGGCGUGUGUUUCUGGAUCGGUGUGUGGCGAGUCCGGAUCUGCUGAUGCAUCUGACGCCGGCGCGCUUCCUGAUUGCCACCAAGAUCCUCGCGCGCCUCGGCGUCAGCCACGGGUCGCAGGCGCGCUUCGCGUUCGCGCGGGCGCUCCCGCGGCAGCUGCCGCACAUGCAGCUCGAGGCCUUUCUCGAGCUCACGCGCGCGGGUGCGGGAGGCGGCGUUGGCGCGCUGGAAACGAUGCGGGCGGCCAUCUCUGCAGAGAAGAAAGCUCGCGAGGCCCUCGUACAGACCUUCAGGCGCCUCGCCUUCGACGCCUGCGACGCCAUCCUUCUCGCGGAGGGAGGGUGCGGAGGCGCUGAGCGCCGGGUGCUUGGAAGCCCGACUGCGGCGCAGCUGCCUGCGCGGGCGGCGGAGCAAGAUUGUGGGCGGCUCGAGGCUGGGCUGCGCAGCGCGCCAGGGGCCUUCAGACUUUCGGCAGAGGGCGACGCCGCCCAAGGCGUUCCCCCCCGUGUGUCGCACUCGCCAGGAGUGUCUGCUGCUGCUUCUUCCUCCGCCGCCUCGCCGCCUCGGGCGCCGGCGUGCUUCCCUCACGCCCGCAGUGCGUGGCCGCGGACACUCCUCGCGCUGAUUCGCAGCUGGACGGCCCUGGGGCUUUCCAAGAGGGACGAACCGCCGCUGCCGCUGAUUCUCUUUCUCGUCGCGCUUCAGGGCGCUGACAGACGCGCGCUUCUGAGGCGGCAGCAAGUCCCGACGCCUGGCCGUCCUCUCGCGCUCGAUUUCCCGCCGGAAGCGCCUGGCGCACACGUCCUGCCUUCGGUCUCAGCUUCAUCGUCUUGCCCCGCGGUGUCGCCUGCUGAGCUUUCUCCCUCUGCGUCCCUCUCUCUCUGCGCCUCUGCCGCCGGGGCGUUAGGGCGCGAGUCCGCGGCGGCUGCUUGGCGUGGACUGUCGAUGCCGCGUGCGUCGGGCGUGUCGCUUGUCCACGCGCUCUCGAUGCCGGAUCUUCUUCUCCUUGUCUCCACGUCUCGCGCCGCCGGCCUGCUGCUCGCGCCCGCCCUCGCGGCGGCCGUCCUCCACCGGCUGCGGCGCAGCGGCGGGCUGAUCUCCCCGGACGGCGCCGCGGAGAUCCUCUACACGCUCAGCCUGCAGCAGCUCGUCCGCCACGGGCUCGCCGAGGAGGCGGCGCAGAGACCUGCGCGGCGCCAGACGCCCCGCGACAAGGUCCGCGCCCUCGAGGCGAGGAGACUCUACCACCCCGACCACCCGGGUGCAGAGGCGAAAGCAGAGACAGAAAAGGAAACAGACAGAGAAGAAGAAGAGGAAGAAGAAGAGGAGAAUCCGAUGGUGUAUGGAGCGCUGUUUGAGAGCAUCUCUUCGGCUCUGUGGGAUGAACUCGUGGAGCAGCCGGCGACGGCAGACUUGGUCAAGAUCUUCUGGGCGAUCGUCGCGGGCGAACAGUGGAAGUGGCUGAGAAGACUCGGCGCGCCCAUCGUCGACUUCUGCGCUGCGCAUUUCUCAGAGAUUCAAGGCAACCCGCAGGCGCAGCGUCUCUUCUUCCAGGCUCUGUGCCACGUCCGCACGCAGUGGCCGUCUCUCGCCGGCGAGUAUUUUCUUCUUCUUGACCGGACGCCUGCGGUCUCCCCGUCUCUCCUUCCGCCGGCGAGUAAUUCGCUCUUCUUGCCUGCGCCUGCCGCAGCGCUCUGCCAGCAGACUCCGCCGCCUGAGUCACUUCUGCUUGCCUCACUCCCUGAGCCUUCAGGGCGCGCCUUCUUCUCGCCUUCACCGUCGUCUCUUGAUGAGCGUUCCUCGGCGCCACCCGUCGCGCAACGCGCAGGCGCUGCGGUCGGCGCGGAGGCGCGCGCGCUCGCGCCUUUCCCACGGCUCGCUGUCGCGAAAGGCGUCCUGUCGUUGGCGCCCACGAGCCACGCGACGGAGACAUGCCGAAGGGGCUGGUGGCUUGGGAGGAGCGUGGAAGGCGACGCGUGCUCAGAGUUUGAUCUGGCCUCGCGGCAGCUCCAGACAGACGAAGGAAUUCUGAAAACGGCAUUGAAAGGAUCUGUUCUCACAGAACUGCAGCUAACCUGGCGAGCCGGACAGAAGACAAAGCUCACCUCUGGCUCAGCCGCGCACGAGCGCCUGGGGGCCGUUCUGCGACGUCUCUCCAUCGCGCCUUUCUUCCAACAGACGCUGGACAUUGACACGCGCGCCGAGGCGCUCGGCCUGGCGGGCCUGUCGCUGCCUCCGCGUCGGCGCGGCGCCUCCCUCGCCUCACCGGCGUCGCUCGCGCUGCUGUCCGCGCACGCGAACGGCGGCUUUCUGUCGCCCUGUCCUGCGGAAGAAGAGUACUCGCUCACGUGGGGCAACCCCGUCUGGCGGGUGGGCGUCCUGGUGCUGCCUGCGGGCGCGAGCGGCGAGUGGCUGCGCGCUGAACUCGCCUGCCGGCCGUCGGUCUCCACGCUCCUGCGCGCCGAGCGCGACCGCCUAGGGCUCGCCCGCAAAGAUGGAGGAGGAGACGCGGUCGGAGGCGACGCUGCGGCGAGGGACGGAGAGGGCCUGCGCCGGCGAGAUCGGCGACGCAGGCGCGAGGAGGACGAGGCGCAAGCGCGCGCUGCGGGCGAGCGCGAGAGAGUCAUCCUCGAUGAACUGAUUCGCAGAGACGGGCGCGCGAGCGGCGCCGCGCAGGAGGCGCCACGCGAAGGCACGAGGCUGACGGCGAAGAGCGCAAUGCACAUCAAGUUCCUGCAGGAUGUCCGCGACUGGCGAAUUGUCGUGCUUCAACAAGAGAAGGUGAAGGAGCGGCUGAAGCACGAGAACGAAGACUGGCUCGCUCGUCGUCUGGAGCUCGGUCGCGACAUUUUCCCGCUCCCUUCAAGCGUCUCUUCAUUUCUUCGAGAGUAUGUCUCUUCUGCGCAUUCGCCCGUCACGCCAGUCGCGAAGAACGCCGGCUGCGUCUCCGCCGCACCGGUGUGCGCUCAUGAGGUUAAAAGCUGCUCGUUGCCUCACGCCUCUUCGCUUUCCUCUUCUCUCUCUCUCUCUGGGCUGGAGGCGCAGGGACGCGCCUGCGAGGACGCAGUCCUGCCUUCCUCUACUCUCUCAGAAGGCAUGUUAAAUGAUGCAGAGAAGGAGCGAAUUUCCUUCGCGCUAAUCCCAGAAGGCAAAAGAGAAGGAAGGCGAGAGACGCUCGAGGUGCUUUCUUUGCCCGAAGGCGAGGGUCGCCUCCGCGGCAGACGAGGGAGGAGGACUAAUUCGGCGCGCCUCGACAUUGAACGAAGUCUGGUGGGAGAGGCCGAGCGACUGCAGAGAGUUGAGCAUUUCCGCGAGAUCCGAGACGCCGCAUUCGUUCAGAUGCAGAAGGAACUCCUUUUCCUCUUCUCGCUGGAUGACUAG